AUCUUCUUCCUCCUCCACACCCCCGCGCGGAGGGCAGCCCGCAGGCUCUCUCAACCGCAAUGGCCGCAUGCGGCGCCUGCAUGCACCGGCCUGCGAUCAAAUGGACGAUCUUCCGCACCGCGAUCCACACACGCACGACGUUUCGUGUUCCGCCGUACGUGCCCUCUGCCCGUUAACUCGUUCGGCCUUGAUUUGGCGGGGCGGGGAAAGAAGGGUCCUUGAGCUUCGGGCCUGGGUUGUUGUCGACUUGCCCCCAUUCUGUGGUUUGUAUAAAAACCGAGAGGACUACCACGACUCGUCUUUCCCCGUUUCGCUCAAACAGUGAGACAUUAUUGACCUACUGUGUCCGAGCUUUCCCUCUCUUCUCUUGUUUUGUGGCCUUGUCAGACAAUUAUCCACCUCUCUCUGUCUCAGUUGGCAACGACAUCGUCAAAUCGCCUGUCUUCCAUGAUGGGUUCGAUAACUCUCAACAACGCCAGCAGGGCCUGGUGGAAGGACGCCGUCAUCUACCAGAUCUACCCUGCCAGCUUCAAAGAUGCCAACGGCGACGGUCUUGGCGACAUACCAGGGAUCAUCAGCAAAGUCGACUACCUCAAAAACCUAGGCGUUGACGUUGUCUGGGUGUCACCCAUGUACGCCAGCCCGCAGGUUGAUAUGGGGUACGAUAUCUCCGAUUAUCAGGACGUCCACCGGCCCUACGGCACCGUUCAUGACAUGGAGGUCCUCAUCGACGAGUGCCAUAAGCGCGGUAUGAAGCUCAUUCUGGAUCUGGUCGUCAACCACACCUCCGACCAGCAUAAGUGGUUCCAAGAAUCGAGGUCCUCAAAGGACAACCCCAAGCGGAACUGGUACAUCUGGAAGCCCCCACGCUACACCCCCGACGGCAUCCGUCAGCCUCCCACAAACUGGCGGAGCCACUUCAGCGGUAGCACCUGGGAGUGGGACGAGGCCACGGGCGAGUACUACCUUCACCUGUUCGCCAAGGAGCAGCCCGACCUGAACUGGGAGAACGAGGAGACGCGCGAGGCAAUCUACGAUAAUGCCAUGCGCUUCUGGCUCGACAAGGGCGUUGACGGCUUCCGUAUUGAUACGGUCAAUAUGUAUAGCAAGGGCGUCGAGUUCAGAGACGCCCCCAUCAUGAACGCAAACUCGCCGGUGCAACCUGCCUACAUGAUCUACUGCAACGGCCCGAGGAUACAUGAGUUCCUGCGCGAAAUGAACGCCAAGGUCCUCAACCACUACGACACCGUCACCGUCGGUGAGCUCCCGCACACUCCGGACCCCCAGCACGUCCUCAAGUUCGUCAGCGCCGCCGACCGUCAGCUUGACAUGGUCUUCCAGUUCGAUAUCGUCGACCUGGGCCAGGGUGUCGGCUACAAGUACCAGGCCCGCCACUGGAAGCUCCCCGAGCUCAAGCGCAUCGUCGCCAAGUGGCAGCAGUUUAUCGAAGGUACCGACGGUUGGACAACGGCCUUUUGCGAGAACCAUGACCAGGGCCGCUCUGUCUCGCGCUACGGCUGCGAUAGCCCGCAGUGGCGCGAGACGUCGGCGAAGAUGCUCGCACUGAUGAUGUGCUCGCAGACGGGCACCCUGUUCGUCUAUCAGGGCCAGGAGAUCGGCAUGACCAACGUGUCGCGGACCUGGGGUAUUGAGGAAUAUCGCGAUAUUGAGGCGCUCAAUUACUACAACGACAUCAAGAGAGAGCACGGCGUGGGCCCCGAGCUCGACCGCGUCAUGGACAGCAUCAACAUGCUUGGCCGCGACAACGCGCGCAUUCCGAUGCAAUGGGACGCCACCCCCUUCGCCGGCUUCACGAAUGGCAAGGAAGGCGCCUGGAUGCGCGUCCACGACGAGUAUGCCGACAUUAACGUCGCCAAGCAGGAGGCGGAGCCCGGCUCUGUGCUGAACUUUUGGCGCGAGAUGUUGCGCCUGCGCAAGGAGGAAGGGGAGCUGCUGACCCACGGGGCUUUCGAGCUUUACGACGAGGAGAACGAGCAGACGUUUGUGUACAGGAAGACGCGAGGCGACAGGAGCGCCGUCGUCGCGCUCAAUUUUACGAACAAGGAGCAGGAGGUGCGGAUCCCUGGCGAGGGGUUGAAGAUCCGCGUCGGGAACUAUGACGACGUCAAGGAGAGGGUGACGGUGGAGGUUGAUAAGCCAGUACUGAGGCCGUGGGAGGGACGGUUGUAUUUGCAGUGUUGAAAAGGGGGAACUGGAUGUAACCUGGAGACGACGAGGACCUUAAUGGUGGUUUGUUCGAUGCUAUAGACGUAUGGAGAUGUCUGGCGCAGAGUGUUGGGGGGGACGGGCAGCUCUUGUUAGUAAUUUGGGUAUGGCACCGUCUCGGUUCAUAUGAAAUUCAAACUAUU
This is a messenger RNA of Colletotrichum destructivum, 2369 nucleotides long. RefSeq names its product Putative glycosyl hydrolase, family 13, catalytic domain, glycosyl hydrolase, all-beta. Gene Ontology annotation, molecular function: alpha-amylase activity; sucrose alpha-glucosidase activity; glucan 1,4-alpha-maltotriohydrolase activity. The transcript has a single exon. Bases 448 to 2202 code for a protein of 584 amino acids. Lineage: Eukaryota; Fungi; Ascomycota; Sordariomycetes; Glomerellales; Glomerellaceae. Gene Ontology annotation, biological process: maltose catabolic process; sucrose catabolic process. The record is from RefSeq and is a predicted model, not a curated record.